Molecule: messenger RNA, 5348 nt
Organism: Orbicella faveolata
Lineage: Eukaryota; Metazoa; Cnidaria; Anthozoa; Scleractinia; Merulinidae
Source: RefSeq, a predicted model, not a curated record
AAAAAAAAAAAAGGAUACUACAAGGACCGCAGCCUUUCAUUGGAAGCAUCGACGCCAUCUUGCCUGGCACUACGGGAUAAUACUAACGCGAGAAACUUGGCUAAAGAAUUCAUAUUAUCCAAGCUUCAGGUAGCUUGAAGGACAUAACUAAACUGGUACGUACACUAGCCUACGGCGGAUUCAUGAAUAAUUUUUUUGUUUGGAAAAGAGAUUAAAAAAAAACACCUAAAAGCAGCUAUUUAUAAGUAUACAAAGGGAAAGCUGUCAUCUAUGUCAAAGUGCUGUCGAUCAGGAUGAGUUUGUAAACUAUGUUUUCAAAAAUUGGGAGUAUAUCAAUAAACCAUUGAGUAGAUUACGUUUUAAAUUAGUUUAAUUCUAAAUAUGUGACUUUAAAAGAAGAGAAUUUUGAUUUGGUGUGGAUGUUGUAAUCAUAUAACUGCGUUUCGCUGAGAUAGCACAUUAAGGCUUUUGUUAAAUUUGCAUAUAACAUUAGCUUAAUCUUUGAAUAAUCAGGUCCUGAUCACGUGAUUAUCGCAAAACAACUGCAAGUUACAAACCAGUGUCGUUGGAAAAGUUGUCAUAGCAAUUUCAGUACGUACUAUACUGGAUUCUUUUUAAACGGGUUCAUGCAUGUAUUAUGAUUGUACAAUAUUAGUAUAUAGCCCUCAAAACAAUUUCCGGUCUGCGCAUUUUAGCACUUGCUUACAACUGAUUCAGUAUCUUUCGUCAUGCUACAGAGAAAUUCCAAAUUGCGAGCAGCACUUGCAUCUAUGCAACCCAACAAAGAUGUCUUUCUUAGCUGGUAUUCUCUGCUCCAUUUGCAACCUAUUGCAGGUGCACAAUGACUUAAUCAAACCUGUUUUAAAUUAACUUCUCAAUAGCGAAAUUCUUGUGCCUCUCGGGAAGGCAACAAUCUAGAUAUGCACCAUCGUAUUAUUCAUCACAGAGGAGCCGACAGAAAAAUUCAUUUGCUUUAUAAUGGACCACAUGACUUUCAGCGCUAAAAUUGCUAACCUGGCAUUCAAUGGCGUGCACUGCCUCAGAGAAAAUACUGAAAGAAAAAGACUUCUUUUUGAAAUCACUCAGUUUAUAACGAUGACAGAGCAGGCAAUCAGCCUAAAAAAACCUCGGCUGUUAAUUAAGUUAAGUUAACAACGGUCAUGUUUGAAAUCAAUUUCUUUACAAAUAUCAAACCUUGAAAAUGUCGCUAAAAUAUUCCUUAGUCUUUACUUCUACUUCACGCUGCAUCUCAACUGCAUAGCGAUCGUGGAAAUACAGCCGUAGGCCCAUGGCAUUAUUUUCUCAAUGGUAUAAAGGCAUAUUUGCUGCACAACGUCAGGCUGUUUCGCUAGGGCAAUGAAACCAACUUCUGAGUGUUAUUUAUAUUUUCCUUACCUGCAAUUUACCGACAGGAGGUCUGUUGCAACAAAAUUUCUUCUUAGCAGAAAUACUUCAUUGUUGGGAUGCAACUAAUUUUCAAGCGUGUAAAGCUUGAAUACAAUGGCUUGAUUAAUACACACUAUAUGCGUACAGGACAUCGAACUACUUCAACAGAAGCCUCUACUUAACGAAAGCAACUUGUUCUCAAUUUACUGUAAUUCAUUUAAUGCACUAGACAGAUCUCUUUAGCUUAUGCGCAGGAAUAUAAUCUAAACAAUCGCUCUUUCUGCUAUUUCGUUUGCCAUUAAUUAACUUUCUGUGUUUCUUAGCAUCAGGUCGCCUUGAUGUCUUAUUGAUGACCACAAGAAUGAUUUUGGCCACUGAGGAGGGGAGGGUGGGGGCGCUCCCAAAUAGAAGUAAUUAAGGUUCUCAUCGUACCUUUUUUAUGUGCUGUUCAGGGGUUCAGUUAGUUGGGGCGCAGCGCGAAAAACCGCAUCUGGAAGAAGCUAGUGCUGUUUUAGGUUUGGUAUCUUUUAGGAGUGAAAAUGAACUGGGAAGACGUGCCCUCCGGGAUUCAUUUUGAAAAUUACCUACAAGCACCCUCUGGCUUGUUUUUCCCGAAAUUUCUUUCGUACUGUCUUCUGUAACUUAUAUCCGUGUUUGUUAUGUUCAUAGCACUUCUUUUUUGUGGAAGAAGAGAUUGGAUGAAGUAAAUGAAACUGAAAUCAACUGUCAGAUCAGCCUUCAGAUCAUCCACAGAUACAUGAUAAUUACAGUAAGGAUAGGUCUUUGAAAUUACACAAGUUUGGGCAUUCCUUAUGCGCGAAACUUUGCGCAGCACUCGCUUCACUUAUGAGACGUGGCUAUUAAUAGAUGUGUGCGUCCUCAGUUUAUUGCGUUCGCCGUUACGUUUAUUUAAUCAUUGCUCUCUUUUUUCUGUACUAGUUGCAAACGUUUCUUGUUCUGAUUGUAGAAGACGUUUAGAACAUCAUCAGACAGAGCCAUACUUCUGAGUGACCUGCGGAUUUAGCGCGAUUACGACACAAGUCAAGUAUUGCAUUUGCCCCUCAGUUAGGGUUCUUGCAAGAAACUGAUUUGGAUCGUGUUUCUUUUCGGUAAGGUUUGUUUUCAUGUGUGAAAUGGCUCUGCACUGUGCGCAUUACAAGUCGUUUGUUAGCACUUUGGUUUUGUUUUGUUUCGUUUUUAAAUCUCAUGAUCUCAAGCAGGGACUUGACUGGUUCUGGUAGCUAUGAGUGUCAUCCGGUGGUCGAUUCCUACGCUAUUCAUCUUGGCGCUGAUUUAUGGGCAAAGUGUAAACGUCUAUGGAGCCACUUUAUGCAGUCCAUCAUGUUUGCUGGUAGCAAACACAUCAGAUAUUGUCACCGUGGAUUAUAACACUGCCGCUGUAAGUUCAGUUGUUUCGGGUUUAACAAGAGCUGUUGCUGUAGACGUUCAUUUCAACUUGGGUUACAUAUUCUGGAGUGAUGUUACAGAAAAAAACAUCAAACGUUUUCGGAUUGACGUAGCGAGCACGACAACAAUUGUCACUGGCAUUGGAGUUUGUGAUGGACUAGCGGUGGACUGGAGGGCAUCACAGCUGUAUUGGACUGAUACGACGUACUAUACCAUAUCAGUAUCAGAUUUAGAUGGCAAGAACCAAGCUCUUUUAAUUUCUUCGGGCCUUGAGGAACCCAGAGGAAUAGCUCUGGACCUAGAUGACGGCUUAAUGUUCUGGACUGAUUGGGGAAUCAACGCAAAAAUAGAAAAAGCUUCAUUGAACGGAGGCCAAAGAGUAACCAUCGUAACAACGUAUCUGUAUUAUCCAAACGGUAUCGAACUUGACAGAGGAAAUAAGCGUAUCUUUUGGGUGGAUGCGGGAUAUGACACGGUGGAGUCCGUCGAUUACAAUGGAAACAACCAGAAGCUGCUUAAUCACCUCAGCGGCUUGCAUCCGUUUGGACUGACACUUAUCCCGCCUUUCUUGUUUUUUACCGAUUGGCUUACAGCUGAAGACAUCCAUCAGCUGGAUGCUACCACUGGAAAAAUUAUCCGCAAGUACAGUGUCAACGGUGGACAACCCAUGGGCAUCGUAGCUUACGAUGCUUCCCGACAACCUGCAGCUUCAAAUCCUUGCACUGUGAAUAAUGGAGGAUGUAGCCAUUUCUGUGUGGUAAAAUCAUCUGGCUAUGAGUGUGUAUGUCCAACUGGAUUAACUGUGAAACAAGAUGGCAAGACAUGCGAAGAGAAGGUCAAAAAGUUUCUUCUUUUUGCCGACGCUGACGACAAAUCCACCCAGUAUGUUUCCUUGGACACGAACUAUUUCACCUCCCAGACUUUGUUUUAUCAUCUCGGGACCCAGCGCCCAAUUGCAUUGGACUAUGACCCUGUCGAAGAUCGAGUGUACUGGUCAGACAUUGCUCAAGGUCGAAUCAUCAGCGCGUUUUUCAAUGCCACCUCAGUGAAAAAUUUGUUUCGCUGCAAUGUUGAAACGCCAGACGGCUUAGCUAUUGACUACGUGGGAAGAAACAUUUAUUGGACAGAUACAGGAACCAAUAGGAUUGAAGUAGGAUUGCUUGAUGGAACUGGGAGGAAACUGCUUAUCAAAGAUGGACUGGAUGAGCCCAGGGCCAUUGUACUUGAUGAAAGAAAUGGCAUGAUGUACUGGACAGACUGGGGCGCCAAUCCGAAGAUCGAGCAGGCUGAGAUGGAUGGUUCGGCGAGACAAACCAUUGUAACAGGAAACCUAGUCUGGCCAAAUGGACUCACUAUCGACCCAGCCACAAAUCGACUGUUUUGGGUGGAUGCUUGGGUUGACAAAAUUGAGGUAUCAGACCUCAAUGGAGGAAACAGACAGUUAAUAAUGUCAUCUGCGGCUAAUAUCCAUCCUUAUGGACUGGCGGUGUAUCAGGACAUGCUAUACUGGACAGACUGGAAUACUAAGAGCAUUUCGCGUUUAAACGUAAGCAGUGGAAACCAGGCUAUCAUAGUCAAUGGCCUUCAAAAACCUAUGGACAUUCAUGUAUUUGAUCCAGCCUUGAUAUUUUCAGGUUUUCAUAAUUGUUCUCAUAACAAUGGACUCUGCAGCGAUUUCUGCCUUCUUAAGCCAGGAGGGUACCAGUGCGCAUGUCCAACUGGCAUCGCCCUCAAGUCUGAUGGGAAAACCUGUGACCAUGCAGACACUGGAGAAAUCUACAAGGUUCCUCUGGAAGUACCUGAAACCCCUUGUUAUCCUUUGGGAAUCACCGCAAACAUCUCAAGACCCGUGGCUGUUGAUUAUGAUCCAGUGGAGGGAAAAAUCUAUUGGACAGACGUAACGUUGGAAUUACUGGCCAGGGCAUUUCCUAACGGAUCUUCAGUUGAAGUCAUCGCGUACGGUAACGUGACAACUCCUGGAGGGCUGGCAGUGGAUUAUGUUGGACGUAAUAUUUAUUGGACAGAUGAGGGAGCCAGUAGAAUUGAGGUCGCAAGGUUGGAUGGGUCAUCCAGAACUAGUCUAAUCACGUCAAGCGUUGUAGAGCCAAGAGCCAUUCUACUUGAUAUUGGAGAAAGAAAGAUGUAUUGGGGUAGUAGGGGAUUAUCGCCAAAGAUUGAACAAGCAAACAUGGACGGUUCUGCCAGGACAACUCUCGUAAGUUCAGGACUUCUAUGGGUGAACGCUCUGACUCUGGACUACCUAAAUAGACAGUUGUAUUGGUGUGAUGCGUACCUUGAUAAGAUUGAAAGGGUUGACCUACAAGGAAGUAACCGAGUACUGAUACUGGACUUAUCAUUGGAUUCUUUGCACCCUUUUGGACUCGCUCUUUUUGGUGACGCCCUGUACUGGUCUGACUGGAACAGUCAAAACGUUCACAAGUACAACAUGACAACCUCUCUGACUGAAGUCGUAGUUCAGGGCAUGGAGACUCCGAUGGAAUUGCACGUGUAUGAUCAAUCCAAAGACUUUACAGGUUAACUAUAUUUUAUAUUAU